Messenger RNA from Entamoeba invadens IP1, 369 nucleotides. RefSeq lists its product as hypothetical. The record is from RefSeq and is a predicted model, not a curated record. The transcript has a single exon. The coding region runs from base 1 to 369 and encodes 122 amino acids. NCBI's taxonomy places the organism in Eukaryota, Evosea, Mastigamoebida, Endamoebidae.
AUGUUAUGUUUGGGCUGCAAUCGAAAUUACAUUUUAAAGGAUGGGAAAUGUGUAAAGUGUGGGGAGUUGUUUCCAAAUUGCAUGGAAUGUACAACUGAAACAUGUACCAAAUGCUUACCAAAUUAUUUGGAUAAAAAUUUAAUAUGUCAACCAUGUUCUGAAGUUUAUACAAAUUGUAACUUAUGUAAUAAAACUCAGUGCCAAGAAUGCAAUGUGGGACAUUUUGUUGAUUAUCUCCAAUGUAAUAAAUGCUUAACCAAAUAUCAAGGGUGUCAAAUUUGUGACGAAACCAAAUGUACGAUUUGUGAAGAAACGUAUAACUUGAAUAAAAAUGGAUGUGUAAAAUACAAUGAAACGUUCCACAAUUGA